UUUGGUGUGACGCGAGCACAUGCGCCGCUCAUCGUCACAUCAUAUCACAAUCAUGCGGCAGACACACACCUACACUCAUAAUUUAGUGCAAUCUUUAUGUGUGUUUUAUAAGUAGAGAUGCUGAGCCGUGCGUAAGACUGUGGAGAUGCACGCUCUUCUUACGUCUGCACCUGAAGUCUUCACGCGAGACUUGGAGAAGUGUUUUGGAGUUAUGAGUGAAUGAUGGGUCAAAAUGCAAGCUACACUGAAUACGGGUCAUGGAAAAUCUAGAAAACUCGACAGAUUGCAAGGAGACUGUGUCUCCACUAAACAAUUCAGGGUCUACAGUGAACAGCACCGUCUCCGGAUAUGACGGCAAAGCUAUGGGUUUUGUGCUGGUGCAUGCAGGGGCAGGGUAUCAUUCAGAAUCCAAAGCCAAGGAAUACAAACAUGUGUGCAAGAGAGCGUGCCAGAGAGCUGUGGACAGGCUCAGAGCUGGAGGACUGGCGCUGGAGGCUGUGACAGCAGCUCUUAUGGAGCUAGAGGACUCUCCGUUCACCAAUGCGGGUACCGGUUCCAACCUAAACCUCUCUGGUGAGAUUGAGUGUGAUGCCAGCAUUAUGGAUGGAAAGUCCUUAAACUAUGGAGCUGUUGGAGCCUUGAGUGGAAUCAAGAACCCGGUGCUGGUAGCCAGAAGACUGUUAAGUGAAACUCAGAAGGGGAAGCUAUCAGCUGGCAGGAUCCCUCCCUGUUUUUUAGUGGGCAAAGGAGCAGAACAGUGGGCCAUAAGCCAUGGUAUCCCAGCAUGCCCUACAGAGAAGAUGACCACCAAGUUCAGUUUGUCAGGCUACAAGAGGAACAAAAGGAAGAUGGAGCUGGCGGAGCAGGUUGAGACGAAGAGGAAAAGACAAUUGUGUGGACAUGAGAAUGAUUUUGGCUGCUUGGAGCCAGUAGGAGACAUCUUGGUGGCAGGUGAGGAGAAUAACUCGGCCUGUCUGGACACGGUUGGUGUGGUCGUGGUGGAUCGGGAAGGGAAUGUGGCGGCUGCGGUUUCCAGCGGAGGCCUGGCCAUGAAACACCCGGGUCGUGUGGGACAGGCUGCUCACUAUGGUUGUGGCUGCUGGGCUGAAAACGCCCGUGAUGUCAGCCUUUACUCUACAGCUGUGAGUACUUCAGGCUCUGGAGAGCAUCUGAUUCGCACCAUGUUGGCCAGAGAGUGCUCUACUGCCAUGCAGGCUGAAAACGCACACCAGGCCCUACUGGAGGCUAUGCAAAACAAAUUCAUCAGUUCGCCGUUCCUGGCUGGCGAGGACUGUGUUCUGGGUGGGGUGAUCGUUCUGAGGUGCUGCACAUGUGGAGAAGCCCAGCGCUCUGAAGACAUCCAGGCUCUGCUGGUGGAAUUUCUAUGGAGCCAUACUACAGAGAGCAUGUGUGUGGGAUACAUGUCUGCCCAGGACAGUAAAGCCAGGACUCACAUAUCCAGACUUCCUCCUGGGGCGGUGGCCGGACAGUCACUGGCAAUCGAAGGUGGAGUUUGUCGACUCGGGACCGUGAGUGACUGAAGCAGUGUGAAAUCAUCCUCUAUUUCUGCAGCAAUAUGCCAGCGCCAGGAUCUUUAUAGCAAGAGCUUGAUGUUGUGUCAUUGUAGGACACAAUCAGAAAGGGACAAAAAGGUUGCAAUAUGUCUUUUCUUCCAUCUUUUUCUUUCUUGCACAGAUAUAAACACAUAUAUUCAUUUAUUCACAAUGAUUCCCAAUAUAAUUUAUUCAGUCUUUUAUAAAAACCUACCAUACUACUUUUGUGCUCCGUUCAUAGGUAUAGCAUAGACAGUCUCAUCUGUUUUUACUGUCAUUUGGUGUGGUGGGGGGGGGGGUCAUCAGGGUAAGGCGUCUGCUAAGAAAAGGACAUGCCAAGUGCACUUCGAGACUAGUGUACUGCUCUGGUUUUAGUGGGCUUCCAAGAAACUCAGCUUCUAGUAUGUUCUGGACAAGACUUGAUGCUCCAUUUCUAUUCAUCUAUGAAACAAUAUGCACCGUCCUUAUCAUUGUAAAUAAGCUAAGGGUUGUUGAAACAGGGCGGCCAUUGAUGUAAACGGCUUAUUGGUUUGUUGCUUACUUGGUGUUUAAUAUUACUUUUACUAUCAUGUUUUUAUAUAUAGCCAAGAUGCUUGUUUUGUGCAGAAGUUUAGUUUAGGGACUUACAAAAAAAGGUCUGAGUGGAGAUUUUUGACACAUGUGCUUGACGUGAGUCUGGUUGAGUUGCAAAUGCAUACACAACAUGGCAUACAGGAUAAAAUCCUUUUUGAAAUUACAAGAAUUGCCUUUUCAUUUGACUUUUAAAGCUAUGUAUAGCAGUUCAGUUGGAUGAUUUUGUCAUUUACUCAUUCUCAUGUCAUUCCAAACUGCAUCCUGGCUAUUAUUUUUCAUAUAAUAAGCUUAAAAAAAAAAUAAAAAGAACCAAAGUAUCAUAACAAAAUGGUAGAUAUGACUACUGCGCUAUGUUCUGAGUCUUGAGAACUUGUGUACAAGUCACAUGAUACUUUGGUGCAUUUAUGUCCAUUUUGUAGCUUAAAAGAUUCAGUCCCUAUUUGUUAAAAUCACAGGAAAAGAGUUAUCUUUCCAUUCUUCUUUUGUUUUCAUGCAAAAAGGUUGUGCAGAUUGGAAUGACGUGAGGGUGAGUAAUUUUUAGGUGAACUAUACCUUUAAAGAGUGGGACUAUUCUCAAAUCUAAUGAUAUGCACUGUUGAAAAUAAUUUGAUUUGUGGUUGUUACACUUUCACCACAUUUGAUGGCAGUAGGAUCUCUGAAAGAUCUUCUGAUGAGACUAGAUGCACACGCACUUUUGCCCAGCGUCUUACUUAGUGCACUACUUUGACUAACUGCACUGCUCAUGAGUGUACUAAGAAUAUGGCGCAUGUUGCGUAAUCCAAGUAUGCAUUUCUUUUGCGUACUGUGAGUUCACUUGACCUUGUUUGAAAGCUGCAUCGUGCACUUCUGUGGUUGAGCUAUAUUAACAGGUGAACAGCUUUGUGUGUUUUCUAAUGCCAUGUGUAGUGCUCAAGAGAUGAGACCCCAAAAAGCAAGCUAAAAAAAUGACUGUUAGUCCAUCUUUGAAAAUGCAAAAUAUAUUUUAGGUCUGUAUUUUAUAAUGGCAGAAAAAUGAGAGGAUCUCUAAAAUGUAUUUAUAAAUUACACUGAUUCAAAUAUGUUGAAGGUUAUUACAUUUAUGAGGGUUUUGCAGUUUAGACUUUUUCUUUAGUUAAAACUCUUGCAGUACUAUAAAAAUGUAAGCUAUAUAUGCUUAUUUUAGUUUUAAAUGAUCCUGCAUUUAUUAAUGAAAUGUCUGUGAACGUUUCAAACAGCAGAUUGUACUAACCUCUUGCUAUUGUAAUGUUCAAUAAAAAUGAGAAAUGGUG
Molecule: messenger RNA, 3394 nt
Organism: Cyprinus carpio (common carp)
Lineage: Eukaryota; Metazoa; Chordata; Actinopteri; Cypriniformes; Cyprinidae
Gene: tasp1
Product: taspase, threonine aspartase, 1
Biological process (GO): protein maturation
Molecular function (GO): threonine-type endopeptidase activity
Source: RefSeq, a predicted model, not a curated record